AUGAGUACUCCAGAGAUGAAAGACUUGGGAUCCCAAGGGACAGAGAAGUUUCAGCCUAGCCCUGAAGAUCCUGUUCUGUCAAGUUCUGACGACUUGGUGGAUUAUCAGGGUCUCGAUAACGGUGCUGAAAGAGAGAUUAGGAAUCUAGCGAGGACCUUUACCCAAAGAAGCUCUCUAAAUUCCAAAGAUGGCUUACUGAGAACACAAACAACCUUUUCUGAAGUCGAUGGUAAAAUUCCUUUCUUCCAGGAAGGCACAGCUUUAGAUCCCAACUCAGAUCAAUUUGAUGCAAAGUUGUGGGUAAAGAACAUAAAGAAGUGGCAUGAACUGGAUGCAGACUACUUUCGUCCCACCUCAUUGAGUAUGGCAUUUAGGAAUUUAAGGGCUAGAGGUCUUUCUUCAGAUGCAGAUUAUCAACCAACGGUUUUUAAUGGUUGGUUGAAAUAUAUGGAACAAUUUGUUCGACUCUUUAGAAAAGAAGACACUUCACGUUAUUUUGAUAUAUUGAAACCAAUGGAUGGAUUGCUAAGAUCUGGUGAGCUUACUGUAGUAUUAGGGAGACCAGGUUCAGGAUGCUCUACUUUCUUAAAAACAAUUGCUGCAAAUACGUAUGGUUUCAAAAUCUCAAAAGAGUCUGAAAUUACCUAUGAUGGUAUAAGUAUGGCAGAAAUUCUGAAAAACUAUAGAGGUAAUGUUAUUUAUUCAGCAGAAAUGGACGACCAUUUCCCUCAUUUGACCGUUGGUCAAACACUAGAAUUUGCAGCUUCAUUGAGGACGCCAAAAAAUAGGGGAGAUGUUGGAAGGGAUGUGUACGCUAAACACAUGUCAGAAGUGUAUAUGGCUACUUAUGGCUUAUUGCAAACUCGAAAUACUAAUGUCGGUAAUGAUUUUGUUAGAGGUGUUUCUGGUGGUGAACGUAAAAGAGUUUCCAUAGCAGAAGUUUCCUUAUCUGGCUCUAAUGUGCAAUGUUGGGAUAAUGCAACUAGGGGAUUAGAUGCUGCAACAGCGCUUGAGUUUGUUAAAGCUUUAAAAACUUCAGCUCGGGUAUUGGAAGCAACACCUUUGAUUGCUAUUUAUCAAUGCUCCACUGACGCCUAUAAUCUUUUUGACAAUGCUAUCGUGAUGUAUGAAGGCUACGAAAUAUAUUUUGGAAAGGCAGAUAAAGCUAAAGAGUAUUUUGAGAAAAUGGGAUGGGAGUGUCCUCAAAGACAGACAACUGCUGACUUUUUGACAUCUUUGACCAGUCCAGCGGAGAGAAUCGCACGUAAGGGCUUUGAAGAUAAGGUACCGAAGAGCGCAGAGGGAUUUUAUAAUUAUUGGAGACAAUCUCCUGAAUACGAAAAAUUGAGAUCCGAUAUUGACAGCUAUUUCGAAGAAGUCAAAAGCUCAAAAAAGAGAGAAGAAUAUGACUUAGCGCAGAGAAGCAGAAAAUCUAACCAUGUGCCUUCUUCUUCCGCAUACACAGUUUCGUUUUUUAUGCAAGUGAAGUAUUUGAUGAUGAGAAACAUCUGGAAAAUUCAAAGAAGUCCUUUUUAUACAAUUCAGUCUAUCAUGAGUGAACUUUUUAUGGGCUUAGUUCUAGGCUCGGCAUUGUAUAAUAGGCAAAAUGUUACAAGCACUUUCUAUUCAAGAGGCGCUGCGUUGUUUUUCAGUCUUUUGUUCAACGCCUUUUUAUCUUUGUUAGAAAUUCUUUCAAUUUUUGAGUCUAAACAAAUUGUGGAAAAGCAUAGAAAUUAUGCAUUGUAUAGACCUUCUGCAGACGCUUUGGCAUCAAUUUUGACUGAGCUUCCCAACAAGAUCAUCCUGUCGACUGCUUUUAAUUUUCCUGUUUAUUUUCUUGUGAAUUUACGUCGUAAUCCAGGACGAUUUUUCUUCUAUUGGUUGAUGGUUUUUGUUGCUACUAUAACUAUGUCUCACAUCUUUCGAUGCCUAGGGGCUAUAUUCUCGUCUUUUGCAGGAGCAAUGACAAUGGCUACAUCCUUACUAUUGGCCUUGGUUAUAUUUACUGGCUUCGUGAUACCUAUCCCCAGUAUGUUGGGAUGGUGCAGAUGGAUCAACUAUCUAAAUCCUUUAGGUUAUGUGUUUGAAUCUGUCAUGGAGAACGAGUUUGCACAUAGAGAAUUAGAAUGCGAUCAGGUAAUUCCUUCUGGUGGUUCAUACGAUAAUGUCGGAGCAUAUAAUAGAGGAUGUAGUGCUGUUGGUUCCACAGCGGGUCAGCUGGAAGUCCAAGGUUCUAGAUAUCUUAACUUAGCAUUUCUGUUCAGCAAUAAUCAUAAAUGGAGAAACUUUGGAAUAUCUAUGGGUUUUCUUGUGUUCUUUUUAUUAGUGUAUCUCUUUUUGACUGAGAUGAUAAGAACCGGGAAGCAAAAAGGAGAGGUUGCACUCUACCUAAAAGGAACUUUGAGAAGAUAUAAAAAGCUUUCAAAAAAAGCGAAUGCGAAGACGAAUGAUUUAGAAUCUGGUAAGAAGGAAAAUUUUCAACUUGGGGACCAAAUAGAAGCCUCUGAAGAGCUGAGUAAUGAAAAAAGUGCUGAUAGUAAAAUUCCCCCUAAUCAUAACAUAUUUCACUGGAGGCGUCUAAAGUACGAUGUUAAGAUAAAAUCUGAAACUAGAACUUUGUUGUCCUAUGUUGAUGGUUGGGUAAAACCCGGUCAGCUUACUGCAUUGAUGGGCUCAUCAGGAGCUGGAAAGACUACCCUUUUAAAUUGCUUGUGUGACAGACUCACUUCAGGUGUGAUUUCAGAUGGUGUUAGGAUGGUUAAUGGACGACCUUUAGAUUCCUCUUUCCAAAGAUCAAUAGGUUAUUGUCAGCAGCAAGACCUUCACUUAGCAAGCUCUACUGUGAGAGAAUCUUUAAGGUUUUCUGCAUACUUAAGGCAGCCUAAUCAUGUAUCUAAGAAAGAAAAAGAUGAAUACGUUGAAUAUGUCAUCGACUUAUUGGAGAUGAGAACUUACGCUGAUGCUUUGGUCGGAGUAACUGGUGAAGGACUUAAUGUAGAGCAACGGAAAAGGUUAACUAUUGGGGUUGAGUUGGCUGCUAAACCUAAAUUACUUAUAUUUUUAGAUGAGCCAACUUCUGGUUUGGAUUCGCAGACAGCAUGGUCCGUUUGUACGUUAAUAAGGAAAUUAGCUGACCAUGGGCAAGCUAUUUUGUGUACCAUUCAUCAACCAUCCGCUAUUUUAUUGCAAGAAUUUGAUCGCUUGUUGUUUUUGCAAAAGGGGGGUCAAACAGUUUAUUUUGGAGAUUUGGGUAAGAAUUGCCGUACUUUGAUUAAUUAUUUUGAGAAGUACGGAAGUGCUCCUUGUCCUCCUGAAGCUAACCCAGCGGAAUGGAUGCUUGAUGUUGUUGGUGCUGCUCCAGGAAGUAAAGUGACUCAGGACUAUCAUGAAGUAUGGAAAAAGUCCACAGAGUUUCAAGAGGUGCAAAAGGAAUUAGACUACAUGGAACGUGAACUAGUCAAACUCCCUGAAGACAAGGCUCCAGAUGCCCAUAAAUCUUAUGCACUGCCUUUUUGGAAACAGUACCUCAUUGUCAGCCAAAGAGCCCUUGAGCAGAAUUGGAGAUCUCCUGACUACAUAUAUGGUAAAGUUUUUCUUAUUGUUACAGCUUCAAUUUUCAAUGGUUUUUCGUUUUUCAAAUCAAGACGAACACCUCAAGGUUUGCAAAAUCAAAUGUUCUCAUUCUUUAUGAUGCUUAUUCCGUUUAAUACUAUGGUGAAUCAAAUGAUGCCUCGUUUUAUGGGCCAAAGAGAUGUUUAUGAAGUGCGAGAGGCUCCAUCAAAGACUUUUAGUUGGCUCGCUUUUAUAACAGCUCAGAUUACUUCCGAAAUCCCAUAUCAGGUUGUACUUGGAACUGUGAGUUUCUUCUGUUGGUAUUAUCCCGUUGGUUUAUAUGAAAAUGCCGAAGCUACAGAUCAAGUCAAUGGCCGUGGAGCUACUGUUUGGCUGUUUAUAAUGGCAUUUUAUGUAUACAUUUCCACCAUGGGGCAUUUAUGUGGAUCCUUUAGUGAGUUGCCUGAAAAUGCAGGGAAUUUAGCUGUCACUCUUUUCACCUUCUGCUUAUUAUUUUGUGGAGUGAUUGCAACUCCAGAAGUAUUUCCAAGGUUUUGGAUAUUCAUGUACAGAUGUUCACCAUUUACUUACUUAAUUCAAGGAGUUUUGGCCACCAGUUUAUCGAACACCAAGCUAAGUUGCACGGAUGCAAAUUUUGUAAGGUUUAAUCCCCCAUCUGGAGACACAUGUGGUCAGUACAUGGAAAGUUAUAUGAAAAUCGCAGGAGGAUAUUUGCUUAACAAUGAUACGACUUCUGAGUGUGCUUUCUGUCCUAUGACAGAAACAAAUGAUUAUUUGGCUACGAUCAAUGUUUUUUGGAGUCAGAGAUGGAGAAAUUGGGGUAUUUUUGUCAGUUUUAUUGGUAUAAAUAUCCUUUUGACGAUAGCUCUCUUCUGGUUCGCUAGGGUCCCAAAAGGUAAUAGGAUGAAGUCAAAAAAGUCUUCCUGA
Molecule: messenger RNA, 4500 nt
Organism: Priceomyces carsonii
Lineage: Eukaryota; Fungi; Ascomycota; Pichiomycetes; Serinales; Debaryomycetaceae
Product: pleiotropic drug resistance family ABC transporter
Exons: 1
Coding region: 1-4500 (1499 amino acids)
Biological process (GO): xenobiotic detoxification by transmembrane export across the plasma membrane
Cellular component (GO): membrane
Molecular function (GO): ATP hydrolysis activity; ABC-type transporter activity; ATP binding
Source: RefSeq, a predicted model, not a curated record